AUGGACAUCCAGACAGAGAUGGUCUCAGGGCCUGAAGCGCCAACCAAGACCCUGGAGGCUCCUCCCAUGGAUUUAGAGGAGAACAUGACUCCACCGCCCAACUCGGGAGAAGACGUUUACUCCGUCCCGCAACAGCUUGGAGGCCUGCCGGAUGUUCCCGGGACCGGCAGUGGGGAAUCCAGGCUCUGUGAUCCCGAGACACAGAAAGAUCCAGACAGCAUGGAGGGGCCCAGCUGGUUCUCAGACCCCCAAAACGCCAGUCCCCAGAGAACUAAAGAAGAGGGCUCCAGGAACAUGGUGGGAGCGGUGGGAGAGCCUGCUGACGCUGUGGUCUUGGAGGACAGCACAAGCUGGGCCAGGAAUACGGGCCAGGACUUGGAGGCGGGGGGUAGGCCUCAGGCCCCACCUGGUGCUGACCAGCUCAUGGAUUUAGAGGGCGGGGGGAGAGAAGACUGCCCAGAGGCUGACCAGAGCCAGCUCCAAGACCUGCUGGCCCAGCUCCAAAGACUCGGCCCCGGUUUCCAUGACGGCUCGCCCAAUUCAAAAGACGAUCUGCCUACCUCGGACGGGGAGGAGGGCCAGGCUUUUGCAGACGAGAGGGGCCCGCUGCUCAGCCCUGCUGCCCGGACCGAGUGCAGGGGACUGCAGGGGGAAUGCGCGCCCUGCCCGCUGCAUCUUGCCAUGAGGCGCAACUUGGGAGCAGCGUCCCACCGGUUCCUGCGACCCACCCGUGAGUGGCGGGGCCGGGGUAGCCAUGGGCUGCUUUCGGUCGAGGCCAAUCGGGAGGACCUCCUGAGCCUCUUGCGCUAUGAAGAGGGACCCCCCGCCGAGCAGAAUGACCACCAGACGCUGCUGGCAUGCUCCAGCGUGGUGGCAGGGACGAGCUGCCAGGUGGCACGGGGCAAAGGAAAAACUGGUGCACAGGAGAUGCCAGCGUGGCCUGACGGGCCUCCAGAUCCAACCCUUCAGAGCUUGGACCAGCUGGGGACGAAAGGCUCCUGUCAGAGUUUUGCGAGUGGGGCUGCCGGUCCUGAAGACCCCAAUAUCUUGGGUUCGAGUCGGGGGGCCAACAGCCGCGAGGGCUCCCCGGAGCCAGGAUGGAGAGUGGUGGCUGAAGGUUCCAGCCGCAGUGGAGAGCCGCCUCCCCCUGUAGACGAGGCUAAUAAAGCUGAUCUGUCUUCCUUCCCGGCUUACAAGGAAGUACCAGGUCCCUGUGAGCCUGAGGAUCUACUCGAUGGAGUCAUCUUUGGGGCCAAGUACCUGGGCUCCACCCAGCUGAUCUCAGAGAGGACCCCUCCCACCAAUAUCCGAAUGGCCCAGGCCCAGGAAGCUGUGGACAGGAUAAAGGCUCCAGACGGAGAAUCUCAGCCCAUGACGGAAGUGGACCUCUUUGUCUCCACGCAGAGGAUUAAAGUUCUCACGGCUGACUCUCAGGAAGCCAUGAUGGACCACCCCCUCGCCACCAUCUCAUACAUAGCCGACAUUGGCAAUAUCGUGGUGCUCAUGGCCCGGAGGAAGCUACCUCGCCAGGCAGACACUUCUGCGGAGAAGCAGCUCUACAAAAUGAUCUGCCAUGUCUUCCACUCAACUGAUGCCCAGUUGAUAGCCCAGGCAAUUGGCCAGGCCUUCAGCGUGGCAUACCAGCAGUUCCUGCGUUCGAGCGGCAUCGACCCCAGCCAGGUUGGCCCUCGCCGGUAUGACGAUGACGAUGUACAGGCCACAGGGGAGGACCUGUUCAACGGGGAUUUGGCUCACUUCUCCAAGCAAGAGAACUGUAAGGAAGUCUUCAUCCGUAAACAGAAGGGGGAGAUCUUGGGGAUCGUGAUUGUCGAGUCGGGUUGGGGUUCCAUCCUGCCCACGGUGGUCAUCGCCAACCUGAUGCACCGGGGAGCAGCGGAGAUGUCCGGGAGCCUGAGCAUCGGGGAUCGCAUCAUGUCCGUCAACGGGACCAGCCUGGUGGGGUUGCCGCUUGCUACGUGCCAGAACAUCAUACGGGAUUUGAAAAACCAGACCGAAGUGACCGUGAAAGUUGUGCACUGUCCCCCAGUAACCAUGGCCAUUGUCCGGCGGCCUGACACAAAAUACCCUCUGGGAUUCUGCGUGGAAAACGGCAUUAUCUGCAGCCUCAUGCGUGGCGGGAUCGCAGAGCGGGGCGGCAUCCGGGUCGGGCACCGCAUCAUCGAGAUCAACGGGCAGAGCGUGGUGGCUAUGCCACACGAGAAGAUCAUCCAGAUCCUCACGCAGGCCGUCAGCGAGGUGCACAUCAAGACCAUGCCAGCAUCAACCUACCGGCUCCUGACCGGCCAGGAGCAGCCGGUAUUCCUCUGAAAGGAGACGUCU
Molecule: messenger RNA, 2340 nt
Organism: Euleptes europaea (tarantolino)
Lineage: Eukaryota; Metazoa; Chordata; Lepidosauria; Squamata; Sphaerodactylidae
Gene: APBA3
Product: amyloid beta precursor protein binding family A member 3
Exons: 11
Coding region: 1-2328 (775 amino acids)
Biological process (GO): chemical synaptic transmission
Cellular component (GO): cytoplasm; dendritic spine; plasma membrane
Molecular function (GO): protein binding; amyloid-beta binding
Source: RefSeq, a predicted model, not a curated record